AUGUCCCAUUGCUCUGUUGAAGAGCUGCGUACAGGUUUGACAAAUGCUACAAAGGAGACGCACAGUCUCUGGGAGGAGAACAAGGAUCUGCAGGGUCGAUUUGUGAAUGACUUGAAUGAGAUUUCUCGGAUACAGCAGGCAAUAGCACAACUGGAGAGGGAACAUCGUCAAGAUCAAUUGCAGCAUGCACGCCAUUCAAUGACAGAAAUGCAAAGAAGGGCAUCGCAGUUAUAUUCGGUUUUAACAACGAAGAGAGAAGAAAUCGUCAAAAAAUUAAACGAUGGAACAAAUUUUGUUGCUCUGCUGCAGAAUCAAUUGAUUAGCGAUCGUCUUUUCGACUGGAAAAAUCGGCAGAAACUGGCGCAAGUGGGUGUACCAUUUGAUAAUCGUGACGUCACACUCGAUGAGAUACAAAUGGAGUUCGAGUUCCUUGCGGAGCAAAAUUGGCAGUUGCACAUGUUCGCUAGUUGGACGCUGGAUCUGCUGACUAGGGGACCGCAGAUCAAUGACAACCACGCUCAUUCGACUGCUUCGAAUCUAACGACAUUGGCUGAUCAACUCACAAAGCUUCUCUUCAUGCUGAUUUCACAGAGCUUUGUGGUUUCCGUGCAACCUGAACCUGUUCUGAAGACGCAGCACAAAUUCGUCACAGAGGUUCGUUUGCUGAUUGGUGACAAAUUGGGCAUUCGACAACAUUUGGUAAAUACGAAUGUCACCGUAAAGAUCAUCGCUGAGGAGGAAGCUAAACUACUCAGUGCGACGCAGAUGAAUCACAAAGACAUUAAGACUGUAGGCAGUAUUAGCAAUGACUACGAGAAAAUGACAAUGGACGAAAGAGGUCACAUGGCUGCCAAGUUCAACAAUUCGAAACUGACCCGCAUCGCCCAUCGCAAGCCACCACCGAAAGGAACAACAGCGGAUAUGAAAUGCACCGUUAGUGCCCAAGCAGCCACAGAUCAGAAGUAUGCACUUCUUUUCCAUAUAAGCCCGUUUCAACUGGGAACCCUCGGAAAAUUCGACGUGUGGACAUUAUCACUUCCGCUUAUGGUGACAGUACACGGUUCGCAAGACUGUGAUGCACAAGGAGCGAUUGUUUGGCAUCGUGCGUUCGCAUCUGUGCUGAGAUCGAUAUGA
This is a messenger RNA of Ostertagia ostertagi, 1134 nucleotides long. NCBI's taxonomy places the organism in Eukaryota, Metazoa, Nematoda, Chromadorea, Rhabditida, Trichostrongylidae. The record is from the annotation of a GenBank genome assembly.